Messenger RNA from Plasmodium reichenowi, 2088 nucleotides. Its product is annotated as U4/U6.U5 tri-snRNP-associated protein 1, putative. Bases 1 to 2088 code for a protein of 695 amino acids. Lineage: Eukaryota; Apicomplexa; Aconoidasida; Haemosporida; Plasmodiidae. The transcript has a single exon. Gene Ontology annotation, cellular component: U4/U6 x U5 tri-snRNP complex. The record is from RefSeq and is a predicted model, not a curated record. Gene Ontology annotation, biological process: maturation of 5S rRNA; mRNA cis splicing, via spliceosome.
AUGGAUGAUAACGUUUGUGAAUUAAGCAUAGAAGAAACAAAUAAGUUAAGAGAAAAGUUAGGUCUGAAAAAAUUAGAGAUAACAAAAGACAAUGUUAAAAAAAAUGAGGACCAUGAUGAUGAAAAGGCGGGUAAAAAUAAAAGAAAAAAUUCUAGUAAUAAUAAAACGAAGCAAAUAGAAAAAGAGGAAGAACAUGACGAACAUGUGCAAAACACAACAAAGAAAAAACAAAAAAUAAAAAGUAUAAGUGAAGAUUAUAAAGAUGACGUAAAUGAUGUUGAAGCAUGGAUAAAUAAAACAAGAAAUACAAUGAACCAAAGACUAGAACAAGAUGAAAUUAAAUAUAGUGAUGAUGAAAAUGAAGAACAAUCAUAUAACAAGAAAAACAAAAAAAAAAAAAAAAAAAAUAGCAAUGACAAUGAAAAUUUUGUUAGUAAAGUUAAAGUAGAACAUAAAAACGAAGACAUAACAGAGGAUAUGAUCUUGACGUUAAAAGAUCAAAAUGUUUUGAAUAGUGAUCAAGAAGAUUGUUUAAUAAAUGAAGAAUUGAAAAAGAAAAAUAUGAAAAGUUUACUAUCCAAAAAAGAUGAUAAUUAUUGGACAAAGAAUUAUUAUGACCCAUUAUCAUAUUAUGACGACAACAAUAAUAAUUAUAAUAAUAAUAAUAAUAAUAAUAAUAAUUUAGUUGAUAAUUCAUCUAUGCAAAUGCUUCCUAAAUAUAAAGAUGAAAAGCACUCAUUUGAUGUCAACGUAACUUAUGAAAAAACACAGACAAAAUAUAAACAUGAAAAGGAUACAGAAAGAAAAAAAAAGAAAAACGAAUAUAAUAAUGAAAAUAAUAGUAUCAGUAACAAUAAAAAUGAAAAUCAUGAAACAAACCAUAUGGUGCAAUUAAAAAAAAGAAAAAUUAAAAAUAUAAAUAAAAGAAAAAAAGAGGAAGAUGCAUGGGAUUUUUUAUACAAUGAUAACACAGAAGAAGAUAAUCAAGAAAGUGAUACAACUAAUAAGCUUGAUGAAUCCAAGAAAAAAGAAAAAAUAUUACGACAAAGACGUGAUGAACGUGAUGAACAUUAUGAACAUGAUGAACGUGAUGGACGUGAUGAACAAGAACAAAAUAUAGAUAUACUAAAUGAUGUUAUUAAUAAAAUAAAAGAAGAACAAAUGGAUAUGGACAUAAACUAUUUUGAUAAUCCUUUUAGUGAUAACGAAGAUGAUAAAGAAUUAUAUGAACUUUUACAAAAAGGAAAUAAUUUACAAAAACGAAAAAAAGAAAAAAACUAUGAAAAUGAAUUAUUAAAGUAUAUUGUUGUCAAUGAAGAUGAAAAAAGUCAAAAAAAUAAAAAUAAAAAUAAUGAUAAAAAUAAUGAUAAAAAUAAUGAUAAUGAUCAUUCUGAUGAUGAUGAUGAUGAUUAUCAUAAUCAUUAUAAUUCCAAUAAUGUUAUCAAACUAACAAAUACGUCGGAAUUUUGUAAAAAUAUUUCCCUACCACUUGAUGUACUAGAAAACGAAAAAAAAUUAAAAAGUAAAAAAAAAACUGAUAACGCAAAGGAGGGGGAUAACCAUUUAAAUGAUGAAUAUAAUUCAUCAAACAAAAACAUAUUAGAAGAAAAUAUUAAUGAGGAUAUAUUAAAAAAUACGUUUUUAGAAAAUGAAGAAGAUCAUAACGAUGAUAAUUCUUCUGAACUUCACGGAGUAUCAGAAAUAUUUAAUGAAGUCAAACUAGAUGAAGGUUUAUUUGGUGCAUUAGAAUAUUUAAAAACAAAAGGUGAAUUAAAUAUGGAAGAUAAAAUUUAUAGAAACCCUGAAAACAAACCAUUACACAUGUCAACAGAUAAAGAUGAUAUUAAACUAGAUUAUAAAAAUGAAUUUGGUAAAGUUAUGACACCAAAAGAAUCCUUCAGAUAUAUAUCAUGGAUUUUUCAUGGAAAAAAACAAGGAAAAAAUAAAUUAGAAAAAAAAAUCAAAAGGUUAGAAAUUGAAAGAAGAUAUAAGGAAAACCCCAUAGACUCAUUACCUACAUUAAAUGUUUUGAAGAAAUAUCAGCAGAUGCAAAAGAAAUCAUACUUUACCUUAUCAAAUAAUAAUUAA